This is a messenger RNA of Tachysurus fulvidraco (yellow catfish), 2558 nucleotides long. RefSeq names its product ras-related GTP binding D (gene rragd). Gene Ontology annotation, biological process: regulation of autophagy; cellular response to amino acid stimulus; cellular response to starvation. Bases 283 to 1551 code for a protein of 422 amino acids. The record is from RefSeq and is a predicted model, not a curated record. Gene Ontology annotation, cellular component: Gtr1-Gtr2 GTPase complex; nucleus; lysosome. NCBI's taxonomy places the organism in Eukaryota, Metazoa, Chordata, Actinopteri, Siluriformes, Bagridae. The transcript has 8 exons. Gene Ontology annotation, molecular function: GTPase activity; GTP binding.
GCACACGCACCCAAGAGCCGAUAGUUUUCCGCACUAGCAGUUUGUUUACAGUGAAAACAGUGUUCUUGGUGUGGGAGUGUUCCGUGUCAGUGCAGAGCUGGUUUUUAUUAGCGGGUUCUUGUGUCAAACGGAUCCUUUAGAAAAGAAAAAAGGCACGAGAAUGGUGAUGUAGGUAAAAGGUCACCAUGGCUCGCGCUGAUCAGGUGACACGUGUGGCGAUGUCGUGCUGCGUCCGGACCUUUAACACGAAAUUGCACUAAACUUUGUAUUUAAAACACAAACAUGACAAACCAGGGGAAGCAGUACAGCACAGGAGACUCCCAUGAUGAAGCAUUGUCGUUUGGUUAUUAUGAUGAUGAUGAUGAUGAAGAUGAUGAUGAUUUGGAUACGUUUACAGACGAUGGAGUGUGCGGCUGUGAUGAUGGGGUGCUGGGCUUCCAAGAUCCGUUCUGCAGUGAGGUGAAGCCUCGAAUCCUGCUGAUGGGUUUACGCCGCAGCGGCAAGUCUUCCAUCCAGAAAGUGGUCUUCCAUAAGAUGUCCCCUAACGAGACCCUGUUCCUGGAGAGCACUAAUAAGAUCUGCCGAGAGGACGUGUCCAACAGCUCGUUCGUCAGCUUCCAGAUCUGGGAUUUUCCUGGACAGAUCGAUUUCUUCGACCCGACCUUUGACUACGAGAUGAUCUUCCGCGGCACAGGAGCGCUCAUUUUCGUUAUCGACUCGCAGGAUGACUACGUGGAAGCACUGAGCAGACUCCACCUCACGGUGACCCGAGCCUACAAAGUAAACCCGGACAUCAAUUUUGAAGUGUUUAUCCAUAAGGUGGACGGUCUGUCCGACGAUCACAAGAUCGAGAAACAACGAGAUAUACACAAACGCGCCAACGACGACCUGGCAGACGCCGGCUUAGAGAGGAUACAUUUAAGCUUCUACCUGACGAGCAUCUACGAUCACUCCAUCUUCGAGGCAUUCAGUAAAGUGGUGCAGAAGCUCAUUCCACAGCUUCCGACUCUGGAGAACCUACUCAACAUUUUUAUAUCCAUUACAUGGAGCUGCACGUACACGUUGGAUUCGCCGCAUUUGGAUGCCGAUAAUUCAGGGAUCGAAAAAGCGUUUCUGUUCGACGUGGUCAGUAAGAUCUACAUUGCCACAGACAGCAGUCCGGUGGACAUGCAGACGUACGAGCUGUGCUGCGACAUGAUUGACGUCGUCAUCGAUAUCUCCUGCAUCUAUGGUUUCUCCCUCCCUGCCAGUUUGAGUGAGGAUGUAGCCGGUUCACCGUACGAUAAAGAAUCCAUGGCCAUCAUCCACCUGAACAACACCACGGUGAUGUACCUAAAAGAGGUCACCAAAUUCCUGGCGCUCGUCUGUUUCCUCAGGGAAGAGAGUUUUGAGAGGAAAGGACUGAUCGACUACAACUUCCACUGCUUCAAGAAAGCCAUAGAGGAAGUUUUUGACCUGCGACUGAAAGUGCAGAGAAACCGGAAACUUCUGCGCCAGAGGAGGUGGAGCAGGCAGAACGUGCCUAACGGGACUCACACUCAACAUCACUGAAGGGGACACACACACACACACACACGCACACACACACACACGCACACACACACACGACUGUGAGUUCAGAUUACAAGCCAAAAUUGUCAUCCAAACUAAAUUCCCAGCAAUCUUCAUUUUCAGGUUGUUAACAAUAUUUUAAUAAUUACGAAAAAAUAUUAAUAGACGACUACGUCAUUUUAUUAUCAUAGUAAUAUUUGUAAGGUGAUUAAAUUCAUAGCUGAUUGAAGGAAGAUGUGUGGCUGAAAUGUGACCCGGUAUGAAUGAGUGAGAAGAAAAGAAUGUAUUAAUAAUAAUAAUAAUAAUAAUAAUAAUAAUAAUAAUAAUAAUAAUAAUAAUAAUAAUAAUGAUAAUAUUUUUGUGACAUCUGUGACCGAAUUGCCAUCUACAAACUGAUUUCAUUAGAAUUGCCAAACAACGUUACUUUAUUUUUAUUUUUAAUAGUAUAGAGAAGCAUAGCUUGAUAGAUUGAGAUGAAGCACUGAAGGGAAAACAAUUUAACGUUCGCCCAGUGUAGUCGACCGUAUAAGCCGUGUCGGGGAUGUAAAGCUAACGAAAGCUUAUACAGUAGCUACCGGUUUCUUAUCUAUAUAUCACCCAGAUCACUGGCAUCAAUCGUUUAAGCUGUUGAGAUUCUGGAAGGAUUUUCUACUACGUUUAACUCGGUAGCUGUGAUAAACCUGCUGGCAAACACACUGCAGAGGAAUAAAAGACCUCUGUGGUGAUGAUGAUCACGUUAUCCCAAAAUAUAGAAGCCGUAUUAAACAAAUCUGACAUACCUAACGCAACCCAGUCCCAGGCAAACGGGACGACGUAGCUAAUAGGAACUUGAGGCUAGUUCAUUAAGCGCUAGCUACAGUACUUUAGCCUCGUAGCGCCAGAGCUACAUCUGGUCGCUACAUCUGGGCGAAAGAAAAAGUUGCGUUUCAGUUUUGGUUGAAAUGUAGCUUGGAGAUUGAAAAGAUUAUUUUUUUAAGCCUUGGAUACAGAAAAUGCAUAAAUAUUUG